AUCCAGUCUAUAUCUGUGAUAGUUCUGUGGUUCCGGACUAUCACUGUACAUGUAUAUGUGCUAGUUCUAUAGCUCCGUAGUUUUGUAGCUCCGGUCUAUAUCUUUUGUAGUUAAAACAUACUUCCUCAUUUUUGAUAGCGUAGCACCACUUAAACGUCCUUAAUAUUGAAUCGUUAUAAUCUGGUAAUAACGUUAGCAUAUUCUGCUAAUACUUUUAAAGUGUUUACAAUAUAAACAGGGAUUUAAGGAGAGAGAGGUUCGUAAGACAACUGUGUUCGUCCCGAUAAAUCAAUGGGAACUUCGGGAGAGUUUGCGUAAUAAGACAGACAUCUCUUCCAGUUAACACUAUUGACAGGAAACUGUUUUUCUGCAACAGUGCCUGCAGCUUAGAUUAAUAAUUCAAAGAAAAGUGUUUUUGGGUAUAGACUACAUCUGUUUGGAUAUUGCUUAAUUUUAGAUAGAAUGUUGUCUCUCAGAUGCCUUUAAAGUAACAGGUGACCUCUGUCCAGUAUGUUUAAACCGGUCAGCGAGGAGCAACUGUCCAGUGAUGGGGACUCAGAUAUAUGUGAUGAGCUGGACCGUCGACCCCCGGCCCAAGACCCCUGCUACAGGUGUAAGAAAAGGGUGUAUCCUGUGGAGAGGAUAGAUGUUGGAGUCUUAUUUCAUAGGCGCUGCUUCCGCUGCCGUGUAUGUGGGCUGCAGUUGAGCUUGCGAACUUUCCACUUUGACCAGGAAAAUGACCCCGACGUCUACUGUAAAAAUCACGUGCCAAAGUUCGUCGGGACAAUAGAUGGAGAAGCCCUAGGAGUCAAGACAGCACUCAAUGCACCAAAAGUCACCAAAAACAAUGAAUUUCGCGGUAGCGUGUACAAUCCAGCAUGGCAGUUCAACUCCUCCGGUGUCCUGGAUAUUUCACACCAUCGUGAAAAGAACUCAAGAACCUCUCUCGGAACUUAUCAGGAUUUCGAAAAAUCGGGCGUUUACGCCGCACAGUCACAGCUAGAAGAACGUCAGAAACUGGAAGAAGAUGAGUUGUACGCAACCUUAAAAACGGAGAAACAGAAAAAAUUAGAGAGGAUAGAGAAGGAACUAGAAAUAGAGAAAGAAAGAUCAGUGAGGGAGAUGAUAGAUGGCUUUGAACAACUGAAGAAAUACAAGGACCAAGAAACUCUAGAGUUAGAGAAAAGGAAAUUAGAAUCUCACUACAGGAAAAAGAAAGAAGAGAGGAUUCGAAAGUUGAUGGAAAGACUGAGCGCCGAUGCGAAGGAAAGCGUAUCAAAAAUGAUAGAAAAGCACAGUCAGGAAAUGUUGGUGAUGAUAGCCAAGCGUCUGUCUGAAGUAAAUACGAUGGAAGUUGUUCACGAGUCAGAAGAGUUGUUGAUCAAGGACACAGAGAGAAAGGUCGCUGAACUAACUCAACCCCCACCCAUCUGUCCCCCGGAAGUUAAGAGGUCACAGAUGUUCAAAAGUCCAAAGGAGUUCGAGAGAAUCGAUAACCAUGUUUUUGAUAUUGCCAAAAUAGAAUAUCUGACAUUUACUGACCUAGUCAAGGAUCUGAUAAAGGAUUGUGAAACCGACUUGGAAAAAGCACGAGCAAUAUUUCGAUGGAUCACGUGGACGGAUUUGAACCAGCUGGACGUGGACGAGUCAGUAAACCCAGAGUCUCCUAUGGGCUUGCUCAGGGGUAUCAAAUAUGGCACCGAGAGCUACCACGAUCUUUUCAAACGGCUUUGCAGUUAUGCUGGUCUGUACUGUGAAGUUAUUCAAGGUUAUUCAAAAGGUGCUGGGUAUAGACCGGGCAUGCGCAUUGAGGGCAACAAGUUCCGUAACUCUUGGACGGCGGUCUAUAUCACAGGUUCUUGGUGCUUUAUAAACUGUAACUGGGGUGCAAGACAUGUGAAAGGUCACCAGGUCAAAAGACAAGGUCACGGUGAAGACAUGCAGAAAUUCUUCUACAAGUGUGAUGAGUUCUAUUUCGUCACAGAUCCGGAAGACCAUAUUUAUCAACAUUACCCGGAUGAUCCAAAAUGGCAGCUGCUUGAAUGUCCCAUAACUCUUACAGAAUUUAUCACACUUCCGGUUGUGAAAUCGCCAUUUUUUAACUAUGGCUUAAGAUUUUCCGUUCAUUACGACUGCAUACAAUAUACACAAAAUGGAAUUGUGGUUCUGCAGUUAAAGAUUCCAAAUCUUCUUGGAUUCGGAUACACGUUUGAAGCCAAGGACAAAACAAUAAGUUCUUCCAGGUUGGAAGGGCGAGUAAUGCUAAGGAUUGUGGGCCAUAAUGCAAUAUUUACUGUGGCGCCACCUAAGUCUGGCAGAUAUUUCUUUACAAUUUACGCGAAGGAUGAUUGGAAUUCAGAAUCUCUGCAGAGUGCGUGUGCCUUCAGAAUCAAAUGUGUAGAAAAUCGUGAUGCAAUCAAAAGCCCUUUCCCAAAAGUGCCAUUUUUUGGGCCGACCCCAGCCAUGAGUCAGUGUGGGGUAGUGCCCGAAACACAUAUCGACCCUUUAAUUCAUUAUAGUCACGAGGAUGUGUGCUGUACUUUCAAACUUCAAAAUAAAGAUGUAAAACUCAGCUAUACUUUCAAGUACUAUGGACCUUGGGAUAAUGAAAUACCAGAUUUUCAGAGAUACGUAUUUAUAAAGCACCGCGAUGACAAUAGCGUGACAUAUCAGAUACGUUGUCCGCUGCAGGGGAAAUAUGUGCUCUCAAUUCUUGGCGAAAAUAGUCCAUGUGCGGAGGACGGUUCCAUUUCUUAUGAUUGCUUAUUCCGGUACCUGAUAGAAUGUCGGCAACCAGGCAAAGACAAGCGCCCUCUACCGAGAGCGUGCCACAGAUGGCUUCACGGCACACUGUUGGAGCCAAACUGUGGAGACAUUCCAGUUGACAGGCACGUGACAUUCCGCGUGCGGGCACCGCUAGCCAAUGACGUAGCUCUGUUAAUUGGUGACGUUUGGUUUCAUUUCAAAGACAUUCAUGAUGGUAUAUGGGAAGGUGCAGUGACAACGGGAAAAUCUCCGUGUAAAGCUAAAUUGUACGCAAAACUGGACAAAGAGCGGUCCAGAUUUUCACCUCUUAUCGAAUUUCAGGUGAGGUGAAAAUAUAGCAAUGUUAUGGACAUACUUGUUAAUCGUAUAUAAUGAUAACAAAAACAACGACGGUCAGAGAAAGAUAUCGCCAAAAUCAUGUUUUAUCACAUUUAUGAUUAAAAAUGAUGUAUGUAAUGGGUAUUUUCUGUAAUCAAAAUAUGUACGCUCAGUUAAAUGCGUAUAAUAAUAAAAAAAACAAGUUUA
This is a messenger RNA of Mercenaria mercenaria, 3291 nucleotides long. Its product is annotated as hillarin-like. NCBI's taxonomy places the organism in Eukaryota, Metazoa, Mollusca, Bivalvia, Venerida, Veneridae. The transcript has 10 exons. The record is from RefSeq and is a predicted model, not a curated record. The coding region runs from base 511 to 3096 and encodes 861 amino acids.